AUGCCUUUCUUCCCUCAAGCAUACCUCUCUCCCGAGGCUGGUCUCUUCCAAAUCCUCUCAGAGCUCGACCAGCCUCAGCAAAAGACAUGUGUCCGACGCCAGACACCCCGAACCUUCACCCCGAGAUUCGAUGUCACUGAAACAGCCCAAGCCUAUGAGCUUUUCGGUGAAGUCGCAGGCCUCGAGCAGCAAGACCUCUCCAUCGAAUUCGCCGACGCCCAAACCCUCAUCGUCAAGGGCAAGACCGAACGCGGACCCAGCACCACCCAAGCUCCUGAAGUUCAAGCUACUCAACCCCAAUCGACCGAUGCCUCGUCAGAGAAGUCCCACACACCUACCGUAGAAGAUGCUGAGUACGAUGAAGCCGACACUCCUCUUGCGACUCCCGCAAGCACUGCUACAGUCACCGAGACCCCAUCUGAGGAGCAGAAGCAAGCCAAGGCACCAGCACCAAAGCCCAGGUACUGGGUCGCCGAACGCCGGGUCGGGACUUUUGAGCGGAGCUUCUCGUUCUCGCAGAGGAUCGAUCAGGAUGCUGUUGAAGCCAGUCUGCACAAUGGUGUUCUCCAUGUUGUAGUCCCCAAGUCGCAGAAGUCGAAGAAGGUCGCUGUCAGUGUCAACUAA
Messenger RNA from Lachnellula hyalina, 624 nucleotides. RefSeq names its product 30 kDa heat shock protein. Bases 1 to 624 code for a protein of 207 amino acids. Gene Ontology annotation, biological process: protein complex oligomerization; response to heat; response to hydrogen peroxide. Lineage: Eukaryota; Fungi; Ascomycota; Leotiomycetes; Helotiales; Lachnaceae. The record is from RefSeq and is a predicted model, not a curated record. The transcript has a single exon.